AUGCACAGAAAUCGAGGUCCACAAAUAGAGAUCUUGAGCGGAAGCACUUCCGCUCAACAAAGCGCUCGGUCCGCCAAGCGCUCUGAUCCCUCCGGCGCUUACCCCAUCAUCAACUUCCCGGCGCGCUCAAAUCUCUCCGCGUCCACGAUAACAAACAAUUGCCUUCAAGGCCCGCUCCACCCGUCAGUCCUCUUCAGCUCGCCCAAAUCCGCCAAAGAGUCCUUCUACAUGGGCUCGCGCGACGCGAGCCGUUCACCAACGUCCGCUCAAGUGGGCCAAUCAUCAACUCGCGGCCCACUUCUAUCUGGCCCGCUCCCGCGCAACGUUGGCAUGUCCUAUAGCGUUGUCAAGCCCAAGAGAGAAUAG
Molecule: messenger RNA, 366 nt
Organism: Linum trigynum
Lineage: Eukaryota; Viridiplantae; Streptophyta; Magnoliopsida; Malpighiales; Linaceae
Source: the annotation of a GenBank genome assembly